AUGGCCUUUAGAAUUUCAUCUGGCGAUUUCUAGCUUGAUGAUUUUCAUAGUUAAGGAAAUGGGUUGGUAAUACUAACUUGGCUAAUCUGGUUAAUAGCAGUUAUGACUUUGUAUAUAGUAUUCAUGAACUUCAUAAUAGCAGUGAUUUCAGAAUCCUAUGAGAGAGUGAUGUAAAAAUUAAUAGCAGAAUCAUACAGAGUUAAGGCUAAUUUGACUGUUGAGAGGGAACAGUUUUUCAGUAGCGAAGAUUUAAAAAGCACAAAAUAUUUCCCACAAUACAUUGUUGUUAGAAGACCAUUAAAUGCAGUGAUAAAGGAAGAUGGGGAGUGGUAAGGAUUUAUUAAAGACCUGAAGUAUACUAUAAGGACCACUGUAGCUAAAUCUAAGGCAGAUAUUAUUUAAAAUUUACACCAACUAUAAACUUAGAAUAAUCAGAAGCUAGAUAAAAUUGAUGAAGUACUAGCUUUGCAUUAAAAGCAAUUUACUAAUGAUGGUCUGGAUGAAAAAAUUAAAAUUUUGAGUGAAAAACAUGACCAAGUCUGUGAGAGUAGCAAAAAAGAUUUAUAAAUCCUAAAAACUGAUUUAGAUGAGCUAGCUAUUGGUCUUGAACUACAAAAUAAAGACUUUAAUAUCAAAGUUGAUGGUCUUGAUAAACAAGCUAAAGGACUUGAUAUUAAAGUUGCUAAAAUUCAAGAUGACAUUGAAUUCAUCAAGAACUCCUUAACUUAAUUACUUCCAAAAUAUAAUCAGUGA
Stylonychia lemnae is the source of this 753-nucleotide messenger RNA. The record is from the annotation of a GenBank genome assembly. NCBI's taxonomy places the organism in Eukaryota, Ciliophora, Spirotrichea, Sporadotrichida, Oxytrichidae.